AUGUCCUCUAAGAAUGUCGUCUUCGACGUCGUCGGCACCCUGGUCAGCUACGACCACCUCUUCGCCGCAAUCGACACGCAGCUCGGCCCCCGCCUCCGCGAGCACAACAUCAAGCCCUCCCUGCUCGGCUACACCUGGAUCGAAGUCGCCGAGCGCGAAUACACCUACCUCAGCAUGAGCGGCAAGUACACCGUAUUCGCCGACGUCUUCCGCGCGCUUUUCUACCGGAUGCUCUGGAUGGCGGGCAUCAAGGAGCCGCGUGAGUUCGCGACGGAUUCCGAUCUCGAAUACAUUAUGAAAGAGUACGCGGGUCUGAAACUGCGGCCCGGCGCGAAGGAGUGCGUGCAGAAGCUCCGGGAUGCGGGGUUCAGGGUCUGGUGCUUUACGGCGGGCGAUGUUAAGCGGGUUUCUGGGUACUUUGAGAACGAGGGCGUUGAGAUGCCGGCGUCGGAUUUGAUUUCGUGCGAUGCGGCGGGGUUGGGGAAGCCGGAUCUCGCUGCGUAUCGGCCGUUGCUGGGGCAGUUGGUUGGUGAGAAUGGGGGGAGGGUGCCGUGGUUUGCGGCUGGGCAUAUGUGGGAUGUUUCGGCUGCUAGGAGGGCUGGGUUCAAAGGGGCGUAUACGUCUAUCUGGGAGAAGGAGCCGUUGACGGAGUUGUUUGGCGAGAUGGACGUGAUUGAUGAGACAUUGCCUGGGAUGGCGGAUAAGAUUAUUGCCAGCCAGGCUGCUUCAUAG
Messenger RNA from Aspergillus mulundensis, 732 nucleotides. RefSeq lists its product as uncharacterized. The record is from RefSeq and is a predicted model, not a curated record. NCBI's taxonomy places the organism in Eukaryota, Fungi, Ascomycota, Eurotiomycetes, Eurotiales, Aspergillaceae. Bases 1 to 732 code for a protein of 243 amino acids. The transcript is spliced from 2 exons.